Messenger RNA from Cajanus cajan (pigeon pea), 830 nucleotides. Its product is annotated as FK506-binding protein 2. Gene Ontology annotation, molecular function: peptidyl-prolyl cis-trans isomerase activity. Lineage: Eukaryota; Viridiplantae; Streptophyta; Magnoliopsida; Fabales; Fabaceae. Gene Ontology annotation, cellular component: endoplasmic reticulum. The record is from RefSeq and is a predicted model, not a curated record. Gene Ontology annotation, biological process: protein peptidyl-prolyl isomerization.
AGCCUAAUCUGAGUUGAACCAAGGGUGGGGGUUAACUUGGGUGACCCGAAUAUUUCAGAAUUCUUCACACUCACUGGGCCAGGAAUUGGAUCGCUUCUGGUCCUAUUAAAUAAGUAACAACACCCACUCUGUGUACGAGUGAAAGAGAGACGAAAGAGUGACUGACUUUACGAGGAAAAAAUGAGGUUCCGACAUUCCGUUCCUAUUCUUCUCUUCUUCCUCUUCGUUUCGGCAUUAGUUUGUGCGAAGAAAACCGGGGAUGUGACGGAGUUGCAAAUUGGCGUGAAGCAUAAACCAGCAACAUGUGAAGUUCAGGCACACAAAGGAGAUAAAGUCAAAGUACACUAUCGGGGAAAACUCACCGAUGGAACUGUGUUUGAUUCUAGCUUUGAAAGAAAUAAUCCAAUUGAUUUUGAGCUUGGUAGUGGUCAAGUGAUCAAAGGGUGGGACCAGGGUUUAUUGGGAAUGUGUCUUGGUGAGAAGCGGAAGCUGAAAAUACCAGCAAAACUUGGUUAUGGAGAGCAGGGUUCCCCACCCACUAUUCCAGGUGGUGCAACACUUAUAUUUGACACUGAGCUUGUGGGAGUGAACGACAAAAGUUUAAACGAAGAAAAACAAAACUCCGAACUGUAGACCAAUCAAAAGAAAUUGAAAGUUCGACUUUUUGAUAUCUUGUUAGCUUUUUUUUUUGUUCCUCAAUAAUGCUUUUACGACCAAGGUUUCACUGUUUAAUUAUGAUGCAAAUUUAGAAAGAUUAAGUUGGUGUACCCUAUCAUUUGAAUUCAUCUCUACCUAGUAUUUAUUAACAGAUUAAGGGCAUGUUUGAAGAA